AUGACUAUAACUAUACAAGAUAUACCUGAUUUAUUGGUAGAGCCAAGCAAGAUCAACUAUUUAAAGGAGUUGACAUAUUUAAAUAAUCAAUCAAUUAAUAAAGAAGAUGAUAAUGAUGAUAAAUUAUUAAAUACAUUAGAAUUAUUUACAUUUGGUAAUUUUAAACAAUAUAAUAAAUAUAAAACAAAAUAUAUUGAAUUAAAUGAAAUUAUGAUUAAUAAAUUAAUUAAAUUAACAUUGAUUUCAAUAAAUACUGAUUUUAUUAAUCAAAUUAUAUCAUUUGAUAAAAUUAAUCAAAUUUAUGAUUUAAAUAUUGGGAAAAUUUAUAAUAUUUUAAUUGAAUUGAAUUUUCAAAAUUUAAUAAAUAUUCAAAUUGAUGAUGUUCAAAAUGUAUUAAUUAUAAAAGAAAAGAAAAUAUUACGAGAUGUUUAUAAUGAUGAUGAAGAUGAUUAUAAAUUAAGAGUAUUAAAUGAAGAUGAAGAUUUAGGAGUUACUAAACUGGUUAAAUUAUCAAAAUUAAAAUUACAAAAUUGGAUAAAUGAAAAAUUAAACCCUGUUAAAAAUGAAAUAGAAAAUAGAUUAAAUACAUCAUUGAUAAAAGAUGAAGGAUUAGUGAUAUCUGGAUCAUCACCAAUUAAUCCAAUUCAAGAUUCUAUUCGAUUUGAAAAUACAAGAAAACGUAAAACUCCUGAUAAUAUUUGA
This is a messenger RNA of Candida tropicalis MYA-3404, 702 nucleotides long. RefSeq lists its product as uncharacterized. NCBI's taxonomy places the organism in Eukaryota, Fungi, Ascomycota, Pichiomycetes, Serinales, Debaryomycetaceae. The coding region runs from base 1 to 702 and encodes 233 amino acids. The transcript has a single exon. The record is from RefSeq and is a predicted model, not a curated record.